Messenger RNA from Osmia bicornis bicornis, 618 nucleotides. RefSeq lists its product as uncharacterized. NCBI's taxonomy places the organism in Eukaryota, Metazoa, Arthropoda, Insecta, Hymenoptera, Megachilidae. The transcript is spliced from 3 exons. Bases 1 to 618 code for a protein of 205 amino acids. The record is from RefSeq and is a predicted model, not a curated record.
AUGGACAAACUACUUGACUCGAAUAACAAAUUAAAAAUCAUCGUUUCUAAUCAAUCAGCCCUUAUUAAACAAGUAUUAGACGAUUCUCAUAUUCAAUCUAUCCAUCCAAUUCAAGUAAAACUUAGCGAACUCCAAGACAAUGUACAAAACGAAGAAAUAAUCAUGUGUAUAAACUCUUUAGUUAUACACACAGAAUUUGUUCUUUUCGAACUACAUGUAAAUCUCGAUGAACUAAUCAACACGAUUAUACUAGGUAAACAAGGAAUAAUCAAUCCACAGGUUGUAAAGCCACAACAAUUUUUGGAAACAUUUGAUAAAAUCAUUAAAACCCACUUUCUUUAUAAUCAUAUUCAACCAACUCUCGAAAAUUUUCAAACCCUACUUGAUAUUAGUAACUUGAAACUUUGGAUCAACAAUGGAAAAAUUGUAUAUACAAUAAUAACUCCUAUUUUGGAUGAUACAGAGUGGAAAAUCACUAAAAUUUAUCCAAUUCCCUCAAAGAGAGAGAAAAUUUUUGUGGCUCCAGUUACUCCAAAUUUCAACCAAUACCGAACAACUUUAGGACAGAUCAACAACCAAAUAGAUCAAUUCAAAUCGAACACCGAAUCAAAAACCUAA